AUGUCAUUCUUAUUUGGUGGUGGUAACCGAUCAGUCGAAGGAUCAGUUGAUCCUGCUAAGAUAGAAAUGGCCGUUGCUGAAUUAGAUAUGAUCACCGAUGUCUUUAAUCGACUCGUCAACUCAUGUCACACCAAAUGUAUUUCACAGACACCAAACAACCAUCGAUACGUAGAAGGUGAUUUGUUGAAGGGAGAAAGUGUGUGUAUUGACAGGUGUACUGCUAAAUUCUUCGAGGUCAACAAGAAAGUAGGAGAGAGGAUGUCAGCAAUGGGAAGUGCAGCUCAAGCCACCGGUUCUUUCGGUCGAUAA
Kwoniella botswanensis is the source of this 309-nucleotide messenger RNA. Its product is annotated as mitochondrial import inner membrane translocase subunit TIM10. Gene Ontology annotation, biological process: protein insertion into mitochondrial inner membrane. The transcript has 5 exons. Lineage: Eukaryota; Fungi; Basidiomycota; Tremellomycetes; Tremellales; Cryptococcaceae. The coding region runs from base 1 to 309 and encodes 102 amino acids. The record is from RefSeq and is a predicted model, not a curated record. Gene Ontology annotation, cellular component: mitochondrial inner membrane.